Molecule: messenger RNA, 2345 nt
Organism: Magnolia sinica
Lineage: Eukaryota; Viridiplantae; Streptophyta; Magnoliopsida; Magnoliales; Magnoliaceae
Product: pentatricopeptide repeat-containing protein At5g18475
Exons: 1
Coding region: 663-2195 (510 amino acids)
Molecular function (GO): protein binding
Source: RefSeq, a predicted model, not a curated record
CGUGAUGUUUAUUCACCAUCCAACCAGUUAAUAAGGUGACAUAGAACCGUGCGAAGGGAAAAGAUAAAUAUCAGCUUCAUCCGAAACUUCAGUGGACCACCCCACAGUAACCAGCAGUGAUAAUGAUAUCCACCGUUGAAACCUUUCUAGGCCCACCGUGAUAUUUAUUUGCCAUCCAACCUGUUCAUAACUCAUAAGGUCACAUAGACCUGGAUGAAGGGAAAAAUACUAAUAUCAGCUUGAUCUAAAACUUAUGUGGCCCGCAAGAAGUUUUCAAUGGUAUGGAUUUAAUCCCCACUUUAUGUUCCACUUGCGCCUCGGAUCUUCCUCAUUUUGGGGUUAUUACCCUAAUAUGAUAUGGAAAACUUGAUGGACAGUGUGGAUAAAAUCCGUACAUCACGGUGUUCCCUCAAGAGCCCCUGCCUGUGACAAGCUCCGGACCGGCGGAGGUAGUACCCAAACCGCGUUCACUACUUCCUUUGUCCAAAUUCAGCCUCUACGGUCUACAGUCUGUACAGUCUACUUCCGAACGAGCUCCUCUUUGCUCUUCGAUUUCUCUCAGCAAUUUUAUCGAACACCUGCCCUGCAAAAAUUCCAAACCCUUCCUUAUCAAAUGAUCUCAACCCACCUCAUUUAUUCCUUCAAAAACCCUGAUAAAUCCCAUGAUGUCCACAAGAGUAUCUCUCAAUCACUACCCUCCUUCCUCUUCUUCGCUCCCUUGGAUCUCCCCUCUCCAAUACCUACCAAAACCCACCUCUCCAAAACCAGACCACCCUCCAAACCCCACCCUCUCAACCCUCCAAGAACUCCCAACAAGGCCCAAAUUCAUCUCCCACGACGUCGCCAUCCGUAUGAUAAAAAGGGAGAAGAGCCCUCAAAAGGCCUUGGAAAUCUUCAACAUGGUUUCAGAGCAGCGCGGCUUCAACCACAACCAUGAUACCUACUCCACCAUCCUGCACAAACUCGCCCUCUCCAAGAAAUUCAAUGCCGUUGAUGCCGUCCUCCGCCAAAUGACCUUCGAGCCCUGCAAAUUUCACGAGGGCCUCUUUCUCAAUCUCAUGGCCCACUUCUCCAGAUCAUCACUCCACGAGAAAACCCUCGAGCUCUUCUACGCGAUCCCGCCGUUCGUCCGCGAGAAGCCGUCCCCUAAAGCACUCAGCACCUGCCUCAACCUGCUUCUUGAAGCAGGCCGCGUUGAUCUCGCACGGAGACUUCUCUCCGAUUCAAAAUCAGGCCUCGGACUGCGGCCAAAUACCUGCAUUUUCAAUAUAUUGGUUAAGCACCACUGUAAGAGCGGCGACUUCGAAUCGGCAUUUGAAAUUGUGGAGAGGAUGAAGAAAUCGGAGCACGCAUCGCCCAAUCUGAUAACAUAUUCGACCCUCAUGGGUGGCCUCUGCGAUCGCGGGAGGCUCUCCGAAGCAAUCGAAUUGUUUGAGGAGAUGGUUUCCAAGGCAAAGAUCUUUCCAGACGCAUUGACAUACAAUGUCUUGAUCAACGGGUUUUGCCGGGGCGGGAAGGUAGACAAGGCAAAACAAAUCAUGGUUUUUAUGAGGAGGAACGGAUGCUACCCGAACAUAUAUAAUUACACGGCACUGAUGAUGGGUUUCUGCAAUGAAGGGAAGUUGGAAGAGGCCCGAGAGGUGUUUGACGAGAUGAAGAGAUAUGGCCUCGAAGCAGAUGCCGUCAGCUACACUACGCUGAUCAGUUCUCUUUGUAGAGUUGGGAGAGUCGACGGGGCAAUUGAAUUGCUAAAAGAGAUGAAAGAGAGAGGAUGCAAGGCAGACCUCGUGACAUUCAAUGUUAUUAUCGGCGGAUUGUGUUGGGAGAAGAGGUUUGAUGAGGCAAUGCAGAUGGUUGAGAAGUUGCCCUUCGAUGGCGUCUAUUUGAACAAGGCCAGUUAUCGGAUUGUGAUGAAUGCAUUGUGUAGGGAAGGAGAAAUGGAGAGGGCUGUGGGCUUGUUGGGCUUGAUGCUCGGGAGGGGGUUCAUGCCACACUAUGCGACGUCGAACGAGCUGCUGAUUGGUUUAUGCGAUGCCGGGAAGGCAGCAGAUGCGACGGAGGCAUUGUAUGGACUGUCGGAGAUGAGGUUUAUUCCAGAGGAUGCAUCGUGGGUGCGGCUGGUUGAGUCGGUUUGUCGGGAAAGGAAGCUGGUGAAGGUGUUUGAGUUGCUCAAUGAGCUGGUUAUUGCAGAUUGAAUUCUGAAAGGGAGUGUUUAGUAGAUGUAAAACGAUGAUUUUUUAACCCCAAAGAAACAAAAGAAAAAAAAUAUGGGAUUUUGAACGUUGUAUCAUGAGGAAUGGCUUUGAAUUUUGGAACGAAACAAAGGGUGGUUGCGGAUAGUAUCA